AUUUAAGAUAUCUACUUAAUGUAAAUCGUAAUAACGUUUACAAAAUAGUAAAUUAAACGUUUUCAUACGUUAAUACUUUACGUAAUCAAUUUUAGAAAAUGUUUUAUAAAUUAAAUUUUAUUUAGUUAUAAACAAAGCAAAAUGGAAACCACAGAGGAAGAAUAUCCACCAGUAGUAAGUGUUAAUAGUAAUUGUUUGAUAUUUAAGUACAUUAUGAGAAUAUGUUACAGAACUGGGGGAAUGAAAAAUUUGAAGAAUCACAAGAUGCAGCUAAUGAAAACCCAUGGGAUGUAGAGGCUUGGGCUAUAUUGUUGCGAGAAGCACAGACCAGAUUGAUAAAUGAUGUACGAUCGUUCUUUGAAAAGCUAGUCAACACAUUUCCAACUUCCGGUCGAUAUUGGAAAUACUAUAUUGAAAUGGAAGUAUGUUUAUUUAUUUAUUGCGGCACCAAAUCAAUUCAAAUGAAGAAUAAUUUAUAAGUUUAAAGGAAAUUCAAUAUUAGAUGUUUAACAAUUAUUGAAUUCACUCACAUACAAAAAUAAAUAUGUAUACCUAUAUAAUCAAAAAUAAUAAUAAUACAAAUACAGUAAAACACCUAAGACGAUUUCUCAUGUAAGAUUCUGUUUUCCACAGGUCUCCAGAAAUUUCCUGUAUUAAUCAAUGAUAAAACCAUCUCUUAAUACAAUCUCUUAAGCAGAUGACAAUAAGUACAGUAAUUGUGCAAUAAUAAAAAAUUUAAAAAAAAACAUUGAACAUCUUAAUAAAACCAAUACAUUCUUCGCUACACUCAGAAUUUAAAAUUGAUAAAGGUAGUAAAAAACAACUUGAUAUUGCUAAUGAAUGAGCGACUAUUGUAGGUGGGAAAUAAGAUAGGUACAUUAAGUUAUUUUAUUUAUAUCUGUAAGCAAUGACAAAACUAUUGCUUUCAAAGAAUGAUUCUGAGUAAAGUUUGGUUAUAUUGGUUUUGAAAUACCCUAAGUUUUAAGAUUUUUGACAAAAUUUAAAUAAAACAUUUAUAUAGAAAAAAAUUAUAUGAUAUAAAUGUAUAAGAGCUGAUACUGGAGAUCCACUGUUGCAGAUGAGAAGUUGGGAAAGUAGAAUACGUAAGGUUAUUUCAUUAUAUCUGUAAGCAACCAUAAACCAUUGCUUGACAAAUGACAAUUCCAAGCGCAAUUUGGUAAUAUAUAAUUUGAAGUGCCUUAUUUUUUUUUGUGAUUUUCAUUUAAAUUUGAUUUCAAAACGAUUAUUAUAAAAACGUUUAUGUUUUUAUAAAAUAAUUAAAUCGUGAAAUUGUAAGUUUUCCUACGUUUUUCUCACAUAAGUGCUUUUAUUUAAAAAAUGACUUCUUGAGAGUACAAUCUAGACAACUUGAGCUUUCAGAAAAGGUGCUACACUUAUCGGAGCAAGUUUACUAGGAAAAAACAUGUCCACAAAGAAAGAAAAAAAAUAAACAGCAUUGUAAAACCAAUAGCUCCUUCGUUACACUCGGAAUCUAAAAUAUACAUUUUUAACAUAUAUUUAUUGUAUUAUUUUAUCACAUUUCAUCAUAUGAUAUUUCAAUAAACUAUCUACCUGUUAAUUAUAUUUAAUAAUAAAUAAUAUAUUAUCUGUUUAAGUAUGUUCAAUAAUUAAAAUUAAUAAAUUAACAUCAUAUUUUAACGACCUAAGAUUUUUUUCAAUUCUCUUAUAUAACGAUGUUCCGCGAUGGGCAUUUGAAAAGCAUCUUAAUAGAGUUUGACUGUAAUUGCAUAGUUUCAAAAUGAGUUAUAAUAAGUAGAUAUAUCAUCAAAAUAUUUUUUUUUCUUUAAAUAACUGAAAAAUAGGGUAGUUCCAAAAUCACCAAUGAUAUGUGAUUCAGUUUUAAAUGAUUAAAUAUUUAUUUAUAUUAUUUAUUUGAAGGUCUAUUCUCAAAAAAACAAAUCGAUAUGUUAAAAUUUUUAAAAUUAUGUGUGGAACGUAUAGGUACUUUGAAAUUCCAUUCAUUGCAAUUACAUGUCACUAGUAACUCUCACUAGCAAUUUUGUCAGUUAGGACGAUUAUAUAGAUAAAUUUUACUCAUUAGAGUAAAGUCAGUGAGUAGCAACAAAAGUAGGUCAUUUGUCAACUUUAUUCACAAGGGAGCAGCAAGUAUCCAAUAAAUGGCGACUAAGCAUCUGGGUCAAUUACAUUGAGCAAAUUUGGUAGCAGCAAGUAAAAAUGCCCAAUCUAAUCGAGGCUUAAAACCUCUUCAAUUACUCCCCAUGUUAAAAAGGGAGUUGAGGUGGUGUGAUAAAAUUUUUACUAAUAACCAUAGACAUAUUUAUAAUGCUAUUAUUUUAUUUAAUAAUAGCUGUGGCAGUAUUACUGUAAAUUACUACUAUAAAUACCAAAACUGAUGUUUCUUUAUGGUGUCAUCACUGAUUAAAAAAAUUUAACUAGGAACGUACAGUAUGAUAAUUAUACACACAAAACUUGGAUUUAAAUAGUUUUUUUUUUUUAAAUUAUUCCAUGCUCAAUUAUAAUAAAUAAAAAUAUUAAUUUUGAUUUUAGAUGCGAGGGCGAAACUUUGAAAAAGUAGAGAAGGUAUGAUAAGUUACAUUAUCUAUAAUAUGUAAAGUUACUAAUAAUUAAUGAUUGUUAAUUUAUUUUAAAAUGUAUUUAUUAGCUUUUCCAACGUUGUCUCGUUAAAGUACUUAACAUUGAAUUAUGGAAACUUUACCUAGCUUAUGUCAAAGAAACCAAGGCACUGUUACCAACUUAUAAGUAACUACUUUUAUCUUGUGCUUAAGUUUAAAUGUUUACUAAAUCAUUUUUGUUUUUCAAUAUAUAGAGAAAAAAUGGCACAAGCAUAUGAUUUUGCUUUAGAAAAAAUUGGCAUGGACAUUCAUUCAUACAAUAUUUGGCAAGAUUACAUAACAUUUUUAAGUAGUGUUGAAGCCGUUGGGUCAUAUGCUGAAAACCAAAAAAUCACAGCUAUCAGAAAGGUAUUAAAUUGUAUUAUUAUCUUGUACUUUAAUAUUAAAAUGUGUAAUUUAGGUCUAUCAACGUGGUGUUGUGAAUCCCAUGAUUAACAUAGAAUUAUUAUGGAAAGAGUACCUAGCUUUUGAACAAAGUAUUAAUAUUAUGAUUGCCGACAAAAUGAUGAUAGAAAGAAGUAGAGAUUACAUGAAUGCUAGAAGAGUCACAAAAGAAUAUGAGGUUGUUAUUAGAGGACUUAAUAAGAACUAUCCCAGUGUACCACCGACUGGAAGCUUAGAUGAGAUGAAACAAGUAAAAAUAUUAUUUUCUUGAUUUUAUGUGUAUUAUAUAACAAUUAAUUAUUAUUUUUAUAGGUGGAAUUAUGGAAAAAAUAUAUCAUUUGGGAAAAAGCAAAUCCCUUGAAUACUGAGGACACUGCAUUAAUUACAAAACGAGUUAUGUUUGCUUUUGAUCAAGCACUUUUAUGCAUGACUCAUCAUCCUGACUUUUGGUAUGAAGCUGCUCAAUUUUUAGAUGGUAGCUCUAAAAUUCUAUCUGAAAAAGGAGUUAGUAUUCUUCAAAUAUUAAAAUUUUAUCAACAAAUCAUAGAACAAAUGUGCUGUACAAAAUACCUCUUUAUUAGUUGUGUUUUAUUAUGGUAAAAAUGAUAAUUAUAGAUAAGAAUUUAGUAGAAAAUUUAGGGUUUUGAUUUAUAAAUUAAAAACUACAAUAAACGUAUUAAACAGAUAAAUAAAUAAAGCUUAAGAACAAAUCUCAAUUCAAACCCGUUUUGGAUGAGCAGACCUGCAGUAGUAUUGUAUUCGGCUGUCGAAUCAAAUACAGUAAUUAAUAUUCUUAUCAUUUUUCUUGUAUUGAUAUAAAUUUUAAAUUAUCAUUAAAAUUAAAUUGUGCAGAUUAUUUGAUAUUACGCACUAUUGGUUGAAAUAUUUGUUUUACAUUUGAAAUUCAUUUUUUAAAUUGCAAUAACCUAUAAGCGACCCGCGUUAGACAAAUUACUAAAAUGGCUCUACUAUACAAUUUGUAAAAUCAAUAAACACAGGCCCUUUUUGAUAAAAAUCAUUUCCUUUUGUAAUCUUUCUUUCAAAGUGGGACACUUUGUUCUUUAGGGAUGAAUGCGGGGUGUAUGGUCAUGUUAUGUAUAACUCAUAUACUAAUUUUUUCCUCCGUUUUUAGGAUUAAUAAACUAGUUGUAUUACCUAGUUUUGCUAGUGUGCAGUUUUGUAACAACAAUAUAGUUUAUAUACAGAUUUAUUACUAUGGAUACAAAACACUUUUUAUCCUUGUUAACCCAUCAUUCAUUUUCCACUAUGGGUUAUGAAACAUAAUUUUAUUUUUUCUCUAUACAAACUUUAACAGUAAUUUUUAACCUCUUAAGGGUUGAUUUUAAAGAAUCUUUUCUAAGCUGUUGCCUAAAUUAAAUAAGGAACCAUUGUACAAAAUUUCAAGUUUCUUGAGUCAGUGGUUUGGGAUGUGCAUUGAUAUGUCGGUUUCUUUUUUAAUCUGCACUGUUUCGGAUAUCAUAUUUAAUUGUACUGAGUAAAUAUUUAACCAACAGUAUUUAUUUGUUAUUUUUUUAUUGUAAUUAGAAUUUUAAUGAUUUAUUUUUCUCGUUUGUAAUUCUUAUUUAUUUUAGGAAACUGUUAUCAUGGUUGGAUUUAAUAUUUUAGUAUAAUUUGUUUAGUAUUCAUGACAAGACGUCUUGGCCUAUUUCAUAUAGAGUGGUUUUCAAGAUGCACAUGUUACAGUGGCACAAUUUUUUUUUCGAUCAGUGUUUGUGAUUGAAAUGUUUUUAAUUAAUUUUAAACAUUGUCUUUUUGACCUUAUUUUAUUGAAUUACAAAAGAUGGUUUUAUUAUUACUAAUAAUAAGAUACAAUUAUAUUAGUUAAUUUGUUAAUUUAAUGUAAAAAAAAAAAAAAAAAAUAAAUAAAUACAAAUUCUAUAGAUGUAAUAUUAAAAACCAUGAUACUGAGACAUUGAACCAGUCACACCUGGUAAACUAUAAUUUUAUUUUUUAAAUAAUUUCAUAAAUAUAUUAUAUUACUUGUAUUAAAACUUAAUAUAAUAAUAAUGCAUUAAGUUAUAAUUCAUAUUAAUAAGGCCCAAAUUAUAAAUCAGCAUUUUCUUUUUCUGUGACCUAAGACAAUAAUGCUUUCUAAAUUCAUGUAAUGCAUACUUCAAAAAUGAAGCUUUAAUUUUGAACUAUUAAGUGCAUAUUUAUAUGUUAUUUGAACUAAUAGUUUAAAUAUUUUGUGAUCUUCGGGUUAGACUUUAACCCAUACCCACACCAUUUUUAUUAUUAAAUAUCAUAUUUUUUUUAAUGUUAAUAUAGUAUUUCAAUAUUUUUUUUUUUACAAAGAAUAUUUUUAUAAUACAAAAUAGAUGUCGAAAAAUUUGAGCCUUCUAAUAGAUCUUGUGUGUGUGUUUUUCUUUUUUUUUGGUAAAACACAUUUAUGUAUAACAACUUCUAUUUUUAUUAAUAAGACAUGCAGAAUAGUUAUAUGCAAGUUUUGGUACUAUUUCCUAUUGAAUUCAGAAGUAACUGUCAUUAAAACAACAUCAUUUUUUUUUGAAAAUUAUAUAAAAACUUUAGGUUUAUACUGCACACUGAGUAUUGUAAUGAUAUUUAAUAAAUAAUAAUCUAUGAGAUGCUAUAAGUAAUAAUAAUAAAAAAAAAGUACAUCUGAAUUGAAAUAGUAAAAGACUAUAGUACUAUAAAUAUUCAUCAUAUGUAAUAUAUCAAAUUUAAUUUUGUUAUUAAUAAUUUUUUUUAGGAUAUAUUGGCAGCUAGACAGUAUAGUGAUGAAGCGGCUAAUGUUUAUGAAAGGGCCAUUGGUACUGUAUUGAACACUAGUAUGUUAUUACGUUUCGCUUAUGCUGAUUUUGAAGAAGGACGUAUGAAUUAUGAAAAAGUUCACAGUAUUUACAAAAGUUAUUUGGAAAAUGAAAUUACUACUGAUCCAACAUUAGUAUGAAUAUUUCAGAUCAAUAUUUUUCAUUAGUUAAAAUUUUAUUAUUGUUAUAAUUUACAGACAUAUGUACAAUAUAUGAAGUUUGCUCGCCGUGCUGAAGGAAUUAAAUCUGCACGGGCAGUUUUCAAAAAAGCAAGAGAAGACUCUAGAUCCAAAUACCAUGUCUAUGUGUCUGCUGCCUUAAUGGAAUAUUAUUGUAGUAAAGAUAAAAACAUAGCUUUUCGUAUUUUUGAACUCGGCUUAAAAAAGUAUUGUGAUAACCCUCAAUAUAUUAUUAGCUACAUUGAUUAUCUCUCUCAUCUUAAUGGUAAGUAAUUUAAAUAUGUUAUUAUGUAAUUUAUUUAAAUUUAUUUUACUUUUAUACAGAGGAUAACAAUACACGGGUUUUAUUUGAAAGAGUUUUAUCAAAUACUAGCUUAGAACCAGACAAAUCUGUGUAAUUAUUUCGAUUUUAAAAAUAUAACAGUAUAAACAAUUGUUUAUUUGAUUUUUAUUAAUUUUAGAGAAAUUUGGAACCGGUUUCUUGAAUUUGAAUCAAAUAUUGGAGAUUUGUCAAGUAUAGUGAAAGUAGAAAAACGGAGAUCCGCCGUCCUUGGGAAGGUAAUUUAAAAAAUAAAUAAAUAGUUUUCAUAAAAUUUUAAUUUUUGUUGUCAAUUUAGCUAGUGGAGUUUGAAGGCAAAGAGACAGCACAACUUGUGGACAGGUAUAGGUUCUUGAAUCUUUUUCCAUGCACGAGUCCUGAGUUGAGGUCUAUUGGUUACAAUGAAGUAACCAAUACAGUCUCUAAGACAAUGCACAAUUCCACUCAAAGGUCUGCUAUUAUUGAUGGAUUAGAUGACUUAGAUAACAGACCUAAUGAAAAACAUUUACCUGUACCAGAUGUUUCUCAAAUGGUACCUUAUAAGCCAAAAUUAAAUGCUUUUCCGGGUGAACAUAUUGUACCAGGUACUAAAAACAAUCAAUUAUUUAUUUUCAAAAUUGUUAUGUACUGUAUUUGAAACUGAACUUGGUCUGUUAAAUAAAAUAAAAAUAAUAACAUUAAUAAUAUUUUAAAGGAGGAACUUUCCCGCCACCGCCAUCUGCUUGUCAACUUAUGCAAGUAUUACCACCACCUGGUUGUUUUCAUGGUCCGUUCGUAUCUGUGGAUAUGCUCAUGGAUAUUUUUGUGAGACUUAUACUUCCUGAUAAGGGUAAGUUAAAAUUUCAUUAUUUAUAAUAAAAUAACUAUUACUUAUAGGUAGAGUGCAGAUUUAUAUUCUUUUAUAAUCCACAAAAAAGUGUUUUAAAAUGUCAGAAAAUCCCUGAAAAAAAAUACUUAUAAAUAUUUAAAAAGCAAAAAUGAAAUAAGAGUUCAAAAGUUCCCCACAAUAAUGGCUUUAACUUAUUAAACUAAUUUUCCUAACACUACAAACAUGAUUCACACAAAAUAAUAUCUUUUAAAUAAAAUUGUACGUAUUAUUAAAAAAAGAAAUACUUUUUUUCAAUCAUUUUUAUGGUGUUAGAAAAUGUUAGGUAGUUAAUAAGGUUUUAUAAGUGUGUAUAAAUUAAAGCCACUUAUUAAAGGGGAACUUUUGAGCUCUUCUAUCAUUUUUACUUUUUUCAAAUAUUUGUAAAUUUUUUUUUUUCAGAUAUUUUUUGAUGUUUUAAAGCACCUUUUUGUUGUGGAUUAUAAGAAACUAUAAAUCCGCAUUUUACUUAUAGGUAAUAAUAAAUUAUAAAAUGUUUCAAAGAGUAGAAAUAUAAUUGAAAAAUUAACUUAAUUGGUCUUUAAAAUAAAUAAUAAACUGUGCUGUUUUAUAAUAUUUAUGAACGUGAAAUAUUUUAUAAAAGAAUAAUUUAAUUUAAAUUUGUCAAUGUAAUUAAAUAUUGUACUAUUUAAGUAUGUUUAUUUAUUUUUUGAUUAAUAAGAAAGCACAAUUUGUGUUCUAACUAUUUAUAAUAAUUUUUAUUUUUUAUUAUAUUGGCCAUAAGAUUAUAAAACCAUUUUCACAAAAUAGAAAACUAAAUAAUUAUGAUGUCUUAAAUUGUAAAAAACUUUAGGUCCAUUCAUACUAUAUGUCUUAAUUUAAUUAAAAGAAGUGUGCUACGUACAUGUGCUAAAUAUAGCACCAAGUGAUCUUAAAUUUUGAAAUAGUGGUUGGCAACCAAAAUUAAGUCACAUUUUUAUAUGAGAUUAUUGAUUUAUGAUUUUCUUUUGGUAAAUGGAUAAAAAAAAAAUUAUUAUUAUGAUUGUUAUGAAUUAAUGUUAUUAAGUUAGUUCCGGGGGCUUUACUAUUAUAGAAUAAAGAUAACCUAAAUAUUGUUAAAAAAAAUUAUUAUUUAUACUUACUAAAUUUAUGAUUUUAAAACAUAAUUAGUAACUGAAUUUUUAUUAAAAAUAAAUAAAAAAAAAAAUAUGUGUCACAAUUGUAAUAAUAUAUUAUUUUAUAUGUUUAGCACCAAUGCCAAAAGUUGAUAAUGGUGUUGAUAUAAAAUUAUUUGAUACUGCUUUGUCAGUGCAGUGGGCCACUGAAGAUACUACUGUACACAAUGGUCCCAAUAAAAAGAAACGUAGAAUAGCAGGGCUUUCAGGCAAAGGCGAUGACAGUGAUGAAGACAUUAACCUAGUACCACCACCAUUUGACAUAUAUCGGUCGAGGCAACAAAAACGUGUGGCCAAAUAACCUUUGCAAAAGACUAAUAAAUCAAUAUUUUUUUAUCGCUCUUUAAAGAUUCAAAUAGAAAGUAUCAGUUUUACAAGCAAAUAAUAAGUUUGUAUCCUAAUUAUUUUUAGUGUGUUUAUUACCAACGUACCAACUAAACAAAGUAUACUAUUAAA
Messenger RNA from Cinara cedri, 8746 nucleotides. Lineage: Eukaryota; Metazoa; Arthropoda; Insecta; Hemiptera; Aphididae. The record is from the annotation of a GenBank genome assembly.